UCUGAAGUUGUCGAAAACAGAAUUCGGAUGUCACAUUACAUGAAGAAAACGGUAAAUUCGGAAGAUAUUGAAGAGAUUCAAGUUAUGGAUAGAUGAGGCUGCAAACCUGUUUGGAGGAAUGGAUAUUGUCACAGUGGAAGCUAUACAUACUAAAGAUGGCAAGGAUUUCAUCAUCGAGGUGAAUGAUUCUUCCAUGUCUCUAAUGGGUGAAAAUCAAGAAGAGGAUAGAAAAGCAAUAGCAGAUCUAGUCAUUCAAAAAAUGCAUGCUGUUAUCAUCAAAAACACCAUCAGACCAUCAUCUAAGUUAAACCUGGCUUCAGAAUACGCACCUACAUGUAUGAGUAUAAUCAGUACAAAAGCAAGUUCUUCAUCACUGCUAAGCACCAGUCCAGCUCCAAGUACUUCUCGCUCUGCACCCCACUCCCCCUCAGCUACCUCCCCACAGACCACACCCUUCAGGGCUUCUAACAACCAUACCCCAAACAGCGUGAAGUCCUUGGGUGCCCCCAGUACAACAUCAACCUCCAAUGCCACAGCGGGAGGUUCUCAGGCAUCUUUAUCAGCCAAGAUGACACCAACAGAAGACGAAGAUACCUUCAAGAACCUUAAGAAAACUUUUGCAAGCAUCUUUGGCGAUUUGUGAUAACUUAUUUUAUUUUACUGCAGAGCAUAUUGUUAGGCUGAGUUUGAAUGUCUUUUUGAUUGCCCAAAUGGUUUUCUGUCAAUUUCUUUUUAUAUGUUAUCUGUUGCAAAUCAAUAGGGGAAUACUCAUCUAGCAGAGUAAAUUUUCUUUUGACUUUCAGCAUGUGAUGUUCAAAUGAAGCUUAUGUAGCUAGCUAGUGUAAGCCUAAAUAACAUACACCAAAAAAUGAAAAAGUUCAGUCAGUCUUCAUAAGUUUACCAUCAAGUCAAAUACCGGACAAAGUCUAAUUUGUUGAAUGUCAAGAUUUCUUUGGUCCCAAGUGAUUCAAAUUUGGCAGAUUCACCGGUAGUUAAAUCUUAUAUGGGUACUUUUAGUUCAUAGAGAAUAUACAGACUAACUAAUAGCUCUAAGUCUGAAUGUGAAUGAAGUUGACGUAAUGCAAAUUUCAAUUUGAAUAGAUUGAUUGUAGAUUUACUUGAUAGAUGACCGUUGGUGUGAACCUGUUGUCACUUCAAAGGACUAGAACUCAAUGGCUGCCUUGUAUAGCCAUUGAACUGAGUCUCUACCAUAUUCAAAUUUUAUUUAUUCUAAUAUUUGGAUGAACCAUGUAGAGAUUUGCUUCUGGAGAAAAGAAUUGUUGAAAAUUCAAUUUUUUUUUUAGUAAACUCAUUCUUUUUCCCUGUAGCUUUACAAAUAAAAAGAUGUCACACCUCAAAGACGCUUGUAAUUUUGUUAGUACUAUCCAUGGAUAUCCUGGAUGCCCUGAAUAUCAUUUUUAUUUUGGUAACUUUUCAAUUCAAAUAGAAUCAUCUUUUUAUUAGUUUUGUCUGAAAUAUAACGUAUGUUGUAUAUAAGAAAUCUGUAACCAUCAUAUGAUAUUAGUCAAAUUAACAUAUUGUGCAAUAAUGGUCCAUUUUAUUUGUUUUGUGUAUGAAAAUAUGUUUAUCAUUUUAACAUGUGUAGAACAACCUCUAGGUAUGACUUUUUUUCUUGUCAGAGAAACUUUGCCAAAUGAUACAAGUUGUGAAAGCAUGUUGAAUGUUUGGUCAUAUGUGAAUUAACACACUCCAUUUACUAAUUAAAUUGGAUGAUAAUUAUCUCUUUUUCUUGUCUUGAUGGAAGGAAGCACUUUUUACAUAAUGAGAGCUGACGAUGUUUGAAGACUAGAUCCAAAUGCCAUAUAAAUCUUAUGGUAGAUGCAAUAUAAAAAUGUAAUAAAUGACACAUAAUAUGGUAUCCCCUUAUAAUAGUUACUAGAGGGCUGAACAAAUCCCAUGGCAUUGAAAUUGAAUGGAUUGACUAAAAGUGCAUAGAAAUGUGGGUUCUGCCAUUUUCUUUAUUUCAGAAAUAGUCAUUGUAUGUAAUGCCUUCUGCAUAAAUAAAAAGAAUGAAAAGUUAACCCUUUCAAUAUAAAUUAACGUGGAUGAAUGAAAUAUUUAAAUGCUAAUAUACUUGUUAUAUAAUAUAAGUUUGUUCCAUGUUAUGUUCAAUAGUGUAUAAAUAAGGGCAUUCUCAGAAAUAAGACAUUCAUGUAAGAUAUCUAUGUCUUUGUAAACUUUGUACUGAGUAAACCUUUCUACAAUAAUACAUUCCUGAGUCAAAUCUUCCAUCUUUCAUUUUAUCACAAGUCAAUAUUGUAUAUAGGCUUCUCUGGCACCUUUCUUCCUAAUAAAAUGAAAUUGUAAAAAACAUGUACUCGUAUAUCUUGGAAAUGUAUGUAUUCAGAGUUACAGUGCAUAUUAGUGUUAUCAAGUUACACUAUCUUCUUUGUGUACAUAUUUAAUAGGGCUAUUCACAGAUUGGACAUUAAUUAUGUAGCUAUAUAAAUAUUAAUGUUCAUUAUCACCAAAAGAGAAUGUAUUUAUGUGCAAGGUUCUUUAAUGCUGCCACCUCGUCAUUAAAAAUGGAAGUAUUGAUGACAUUGGUGAAUUUCCUAUUGUUCACAUUCAAAUGCAAUAAUCCCAUUGAAUAACAUGGAUUUAAAGCUAAAUGAAAGUAGUUGCAGUAAAACACUGAUUUCGUGAGAAAGUCUGUAAAACCAAGGUUAAGUAUUACUAUAUCAUCGUGGAUCUAGAUCUGGUACAGUUACAUAAACUGAACUUUGUGAAAUCAUAAAAUCUAAGCUGAAAAACGAUCACACUGAAGAUCGCCAACACAGAUAGGCAUACGUGGGACAGUGUAUAUUAUUAUUGCUGGAAAUAAAGACCCGACAGAAGUGCCCGAAUCCGCGCUUAUUUUGCUUAUUUCUCAGCAAUUACACAAUUUCUUCCAGAAUUCUUUGGCACAUAUAUUUUAUUCAUACAGACACUUGGGUGGUCAUUAUAUUGGAUUCUGUAAAAAGUCAUUUUGAGAUCGUUACCACAACUAGCAUUUAUCUUUAAUGUGAAAUAUGUGCUAUGUAACAUAUUGCUCUCCUAUACAGUGCGUCCCAUAAAGAAGGAAACACAUUUUCAGAGAUAAAUUUCACAAUUAUUAUGUAUGUUUUUAUUUUGAAUUUGAUACUUACGGUAAGAGUGGAAUCUAAUCUCUAAUUUUAGACCAGCAGCUUAGCCAAUCAUUCACACAUGGCAGAUUACAAACGAAAGAUAUCAAGGCCUAUCAGAAAUGCUUUGCGAAGAAACCCACAUGUGAAUGUGAAUCCACUGUCAUUUCAGAGAUCAGUGAGAGAACUUAAAUACAAAGAAAUGCUAAUGAGCCAAUCGUCGAAUAAGCACAGUUGUCGUAUCACAAACCAAUCUUGUUCAAUUUUUCUGCGCAACAUGAUUUUGACAUUAAAAUUUCAAACUCAUCUUGCUCAUUAAUGUGUGAAGUGUUCAUCACAUAUUAGCAAUCAAAAUGUAGAGGAAUAUUUGAAUUGUAUGAUGAUGUAAAUGAAACAUCAUAAUAAAUUUGCCUUUGAAGAAAAAAAGAUCUGAGAAUCCCGGUUUCCUUUUUUCUGGAAUGCACUGUAUAGUUGAUAUGAUAAAUCAAAUUUUUGUAAAACAAGAAAUAUACUUUACUAUGUAAAAGCUCAAUGAGAGUAUUGUUUUGUAAAUCUAGACCCAUGUAAGGGUAAAAGGAUACUAAGAAGCAUAAAUUUCUUCUUUUUAGAGCUAGUGCAAUUACUCAUCUAUGGCCUGCUGUAUAUGAUAAGUUUACCAUAAAUGAAAACAAUGCUCAACAACAAGUUUCCAUGUUCCAACUUUCCAUGGAUGGUUAUUAAAGUUCCAUAGUAAUAACUUUUAUAAUGCACUUGGGUCAGGUAUACAAGUGCAAUGGUGGCUUAACCCAGCUCUAAUGAACGGAGGAUAGUAUACUUUUUGCUGUAACUAUUGUUUUAUUUUUUCUAUAUACUGUUUCUCUCUUACUCUCUUCCUCUCCCUUUCAAUUGGUAAUAACAUGUGAUUGUAUAUUCUUCUUGUAAAUGUAUUAUCUAUUAUAAUGUAUUGAUAAAUGUAUAAGUGAUCAAUAAAAUGUUUAGAAUUGGUAUUGUA
This is a messenger RNA of Lytechinus pictus (painted urchin), 4116 nucleotides long. Its product is annotated as synapsin-like. The transcript has 5 exons. Gene Ontology annotation, biological process: neurotransmitter secretion. Bases 119 to 643 code for a protein of 174 amino acids. Gene Ontology annotation, cellular component: synaptic vesicle membrane. Lineage: Eukaryota; Metazoa; Echinodermata; Echinoidea; Temnopleuroida; Toxopneustidae. The record is from RefSeq and is a predicted model, not a curated record.